AUGUCUGGAGAAGGCGGAUUCGACGACGCGGCGUAUGAUCGCGGUAUGGAGGAACUCACCAAAGGUGACGGCGAAGAUAACGUCAUCACCGAAUGGACUGAAGUGCACGAAACGUUCGAUACGAUGAACUUGCACGAGAACUUGUUGCGCGGGAUUUACGCGUACGGUUUCGAAAAACCGUCUGCGAUUCAGCAGAGAGGCAUCGUUCCGUUUGCGAAAGGGUUGGAUGUUAUUCAGCAAGCGCAGUCUGGUACCGGUAAGACGGCGACGUUUUGCGCCGGUAUCUUGCAAUCGUUGAACUACGAGUUGGAGGAGUGCCAAGCGUUGGUUUUGGCGCCGACGAGAGAAUUGGCGCAGCAAAUCGAGAAGGUUAUGAGAGCGCUCGGGGAUUAUUUGCAAGUGAAGUGCCACGCGUGCGUCGGCGGUACGUCGGUGAGAGAGGAUCAAAGAAUUCUCCAAGCCGGCGUCCACGUCGUCGUCGGUACUCCGGGGAGAGUGUACGAUAUGUUGAGACGCAGAGCGUUGAAACCAGAUUCGAUCAAGAUCUUCUCUUUGGACGAAGCCGAUGAGAUGUUGUCCAGAGGUUUCAAGGAUCAAAUUUACGACAUUUUCCAAUUGUUGCCGCCAAAGUUGCAAGUUGGCGUUUUCAGUGCGACUAUGCCGCCGGAAGCGUUGGAAAUUACUCGCAAGUUUAUGACCAAGCCGGUGAGAAUUUUGGUCAAGAGAGACGAAUUGACUUUGGAAGGUAUCAAGCAAUUCUACGUCAACAUCGACAAGGAAGAGUGGAAGCUCGAAACGUUGAUCGAUUUGUACGAAACGUUGGCGAUCACGCAGUCGGUUAUCUUCGCCAACACGAGAAGAAAAGUCGAUUGGUUGACGGACAAGAUGAGAUCGAAGGAUUUCACGGUUUCCGCCACGCACGGGGACAUGGACCAAAACACUCGCGAUAUCAUCAUGAGAGAAUUUCGCUCCGGCUCCAGUCGCGUUUUGAUCACGACUGAUUUGUUGGCCAGAGGUAUCGACGUUCAGCAAGUCUCUUUGGUUAUCAACUUCGACUUGCCGACGCAACCGGAGAACUACUUGCACAGAAUCGGUCGUUCCGGUCGUUUCGGUCGUAAAGGGGUUGCCAUCAACUUUGUCACGCAAGACGACGAAAGAUUGUUGCAAGACAUUCAAAGAUUUUAUCAAACCGUCAUCGAGCAAUUGCCGAACAACGUCGCGGAUUUGAUUUAA
Molecule: messenger RNA, 1233 nt
Organism: Bathycoccus prasinos
Lineage: Eukaryota; Viridiplantae; Chlorophyta; Mamiellophyceae; Mamiellales; Bathycoccaceae
Exons: 1
Coding region: 1-1233 (410 amino acids)
Molecular function (GO): ATP binding; RNA binding; RNA helicase activity
Source: RefSeq, a predicted model, not a curated record